This is a messenger RNA of Ambispora gerdemannii, 3678 nucleotides long. Lineage: Eukaryota; Fungi; Glomeromycota; Glomeromycetes; Archaeosporales; Ambisporaceae. The record is from the annotation of a GenBank genome assembly.
AUGGAUAAUUCUUAUCAAAAUUACUCUGAUUCUCCUUCUAAUUUACCUAAUGGCUACACCGAUUACUCGCAAAUUCCACAGGAAUACCCACCUCCAUCUUCAGGAGAAACACUAGAUCCAGAUGAAGAAAUAUCACAGGAAGACUGCUGGACGGUCAUAUCUUCCUUUUUUAAUGACAAAGGACUUGUCCGACAGCAGCUAGAUUCUUUUGAUGAAUUUGUCCAAAACACAAUGCAAGAAAUAGUCGAUGAAAAUAGAUCUUUAGUUUUGCAGAACAUACAAGGCGGUGGUGAAGGUGACCAGGCGCGACGGUAUUACAUUCAAUUCGGUCAAGUUUACUUAUCGAAACCAACUAUGACCGAGGCUGACGGGAGUGUGCAAGCAAUGUUUCCUCAAGAGGCGCGCCUUCGAAAUUUAACGUAUGCUGCACCACUUUACGUGGAUAUGAAAAAAAGAACUGUAGACGCAGAUCCAAGAGCUCUUGAAAAUAAAGAUAGGCCAAACGUGAAUGAGAUGUUUGAUGAAGAACAUCUAGAAGAUGAAGAGGACAAUAGCCAAAAUACGCCUGGUGGCUUUGAUAAAGUAUUUGUGGGGAAGGUUCCCAUUAUGCUGAGAUCGGAUUUCUGUGUAUUAAGUAAAUUGAGCGAUCGAGAAUUAUAUUCUUUGAAUGAAUGUCCAUAUGACCAAGGUGGUUACUUUAUUAUAAACGGGUCUGAAAAAGUUUUGAUUGCACAAGAAAGAAUGGCAUCAAAUACUGUAUAUGUAUUUGCGAAAUCGGCACCAUCUCCUUAUUCUUAUACAGCAGAAAUAAAAAGUGCUGUUGAAAAAGGUUCAAAGACAGUAAAUCAGUUAACUAUUAAAUUAAUGGCAAAAACGGCCGAAAAAGGCGCUACUGGCCAAUUUAUACACGCAAAUAUGCCAUAUAUAAAAAAAGAUGUGCCUGUUUUAAUCGUGUUUCGUGCCCUUGGUCUGGUGGCAGAUAAGGAUUUUUUAAAUCAUAUUUGCUAUGAUCCUCUUGAUACUCAAAUGCUGGAAGCUUUAAAGCCAUGCAUCGAAGAAGCUUUUGCAAUCCAAAAUCAAGAGGUUGCAUUAGACUGGAUCGGUCGUAGAGGCACAACAAGUGGCGCGACCAAAGAUAAACGCAUAAAAUAUGCAAAGGAAAUUUUGCAAAAAGAAUUGCUACCUCAUGUGGGCACAACCUUUAGGUGUGAGACAAAAAAGGCAUUCUUUUUUGGUUAUAUGGUGCAUCGAUUACUUCUUGCUGCUCUUAACCGUCGAGAAUUGGAUGAUCGUGAUCAUUAUGGCAAAAAGAGAAUGGAUCUUGCUGGACCUCUUUUAGCUAUCUUGUUCCCGCAAACCAUUACCAACGGACUAAAAUAUUCCUUAGCGACUGGAAAUUGGGGUGAUCAAAAGAAAGCAAUGCAGGCUAGGGCUGGCGUUUCUCAAGUGCUAAAUCGGUAUACAUUUGCUUCCACGUUAUCUCACUUAAGGAGAUGUAAUACACCUAUGGGUCGUGACGGAAAAAUUGCAAAGCCACGUCAACUUCAUAAUACUCAUUGGGGUAUGGUUUGUCCUGCUGAAACACCAGAAGGACAAGCCUGUGGAUUGGUCAAAAAUCUUGCUUUGAUGUCAUAUAUUUCAGUUGGAAGUUCAUCUGGACCAAUCAUUGAAUUCUUAGAAGAGUGGGGAAUGACAAACCUUGAAGAAUUGCAAUCUGGUGCCAGCAUUGGAAUGAAUGAAUAUACAAAAGUUUUUGUAAAUGGCAGUUGGGCGGGUGUAUCUAUUGAUCCAGAGGCAUUAGUAGAUACACUCAAGCGUUUGCGACAUUGUGUUGACGUGAGCCCCGAAGUCAGUGUUGUCCGAGAUAUUCGUGAAAAGGAAUUGAGAUUAUAUACCGAUGCUGGAAGAGUUUGUCGUCCAUUGUUUAUCGUGCAGAACUCGAGAUUGCUGAUAACAAAACAACAUAUACGUAAAUUAGAAGAAGCGAAAGCUCUUGCUGAACAAGCCGUAGAAAAAGACAAGAAACAAAAAUUUGGCUGGCAAGAUUUAAUUUCCAAUGGAGUCAUUGAGCUUAUCGACGCAGAAGAAGAAGAAACUAUUAUGAUUUGUAUGACUCCUGAAGAUUUAGCAGAAUCGCGAAGAUAUCAUGAAGGAAUACCAAUAGAAGAGGAAAGACCUAAAGAAAGAGAUAUUGCUGCUCGGGUGAAGAGUAACUCUGCCACAUACACUCAUACGUGGACACAUUGUGAAAUUCAUCCUAGUAUGAUUUUGGGGAUCUGUGCCAGUAUUAUUCCUUUCCCAGAUCACAAUCAAUCACCACGUAAUACCUAUCAAUCAGCUAUGGGUAAACAAGCCAUGGGUAUUUAUGUCACAAAUUAUCAAUUACGAAUGGAUACAUUGGCAAACAUACUUUACUAUCCACAAAAACCACUGGUCACAACACGUGCAAUGGAGUUUCUACGUUUUCGUGAAUUGCCUGCUGGUCAAAAUGCUAUUGUCGCUAUUUUAUGCUAUAGUGGCUACAAUCAAGAAGAUUCAGUUAUUAUGAAUCAAAGUAGUAUCGACAGAGGAUUAUUUAGAAGUAUGUUUUAUCGUAGUUAUAUGGAUCAAGAAAAGAAAGUGGGAAUGUUGACAAUAGAAGAAUUUGAGAAACCAACUAAAGAAUCUACAUUACGUCUUAAGCAUGGUACCUACGAGAAACUCGAAGACGACGGAUUGGUCGCCCCUGGUACACGUGUAUCUGGAGAUGAUAUUAUUAUUGGGAAAGUGACACCCAUUCCACCAGAUACAAUGGAGCUUGGUCAGCGUCAAAAUACACACACUAAACGUGAUGCAUCCACACCAUUGAGAAGCACAGAAACUGGAAUAGUUGAUCAAGUUAUGGUCACUACAAACCAAGAAGGGAUGAAAUUUGUAAAAGUACGAGUUCGUAGUACGCGUAUUCCUCAAAUGGGAGACAAAUUUGCCAGUCGUCAUGGUCAGAAGGGAACCAUCGGUAUUACAUAUCGACAAGAGGAUAUGCCGUUCACUGCUGAGGGUAUAACUCCUGAUCUUAUUAUCAAUCCGCAUGCUAUCCCGAGUCGUAUGACAAUAGGUCACUUGGUCGAAUGUUUGCUAGGCAAGGUAUCAACUUUAACUGGGAGUGAAGGUGAUGCAACGCCAUUUACAGAAGUAACAGUUGAAGCCAUUUCCGCUAGCCUUAGAAGUCAAGGAUAUCAAUCACGUGGCUUUGAGGUUAUGUACAAUGGACAUACAGGGCGUAAAUUGGCAGCUCAAGUAUUUCUCGGACCAACUUAUUAUCAGCGACUUAAGCAUAUGGUUGAUGAUAAAAUUCAUUCACGUGCAAGAGGACCUGUACAAAUAUUGACCAGACAACCUGUAGAAGGACGUAGUCGAGAUGGUGGCUUACGUUUUGGUGAAAUGGAGAGAGAUUGCAUGAUAUCUCAUGGUACAGCAAUGUUUUUAAAGGAACGUCUUUUUGAUGCGUCGGAUGCCUAUCGUGUUCAUGUGUGUGAUAUUUGUGGUUUAAUGGCUAUUGCAAAUCUAAAGAAAAAUACUUUUGAAUGCAAGGCUUGUAAAAAUACAACACAGAUAUCUCAAAUUCACAUUCCAUAUGCUUGCAAAUUAUUAUUUCAAGAAUUAAUGGCAAUGAAUAUUUCUCCAAGGUUAUUCACAUAA